AAAUUCUAGAAACAAAGCUUUUUUAUUUAUUUUUAUUUCUUAUCUUUUUAUAUAUAAAAAUACAAAAUAUAUUUCGGAAUUUUAUUCUUCUCAGCCCCUCUCGAAAUCUCUGAUUCUUUCAAAUCCAAGCUCACAAUCUCCUGGUUGUGUUUGUGUGGUUGUGUGUUGCCAUGGCGUCAAAACGCAUCUUGAAGGAGCUUAAGGAUUUGCAGAAAGACCCUCCUACCUCAUGCAGUGCUGGUCCCGUGGCCGAGGACAUGUUCCAUUGGCAAGCAACAAUUAUGGGGCCUGCUGAUAGCCCAUAUGCAGGUGGUGUUUUUCUAGUUUCAAUUCAUUUCCCUCCAGAUUAUCCAUUCAAGCCUCCAAAGGUUGCAUUUAGGACCAAGGUAUUCCACCCAAACAUUAACAGUAAUGGAAGUAUAUGUCUUGAUAUUCUUAAAGAACAAUGGAGUCCGGCACUUACCAUUUCCAAGGUGCUGUUAUCCAUAUGCUCUCUGUUGACGGACCCCAACCCCGAUGAUCCACUUGUCCCUGAAAUCGCACACAUGUACAAGACUGAUAGGGCAAAGUAUGAAGCCACUGCCCGCAGUUGGACACAGAAGUAUGCCAUGGGGUAAAAUUGAAGGAGAUUCCCAGCAUUUGUAAAAGGAUGCAAAUGCAUGAAUUCCCUCUCCUCUAAGUAAACAUUGGAAAAAUUGAAAAUUUCUUUGUCAUUUGUGGAACUUAAAAUUGAUGAAGGAACUAGUUCUCAUUGUGUGAAUAUUCAUUUGGGGGCAUCGGAGAUGGGAAGGAAAAAACAACUGUAAUGUAUUGUUGCUAUGUUGUUAUUAAGCGAAUGGUUUGUUUGUUGAUCUA
Prunus avium (sweet cherry) is the source of this 855-nucleotide messenger RNA. Its product is annotated as ubiquitin-conjugating enzyme E2-17 kDa. Lineage: Eukaryota; Viridiplantae; Streptophyta; Magnoliopsida; Rosales; Rosaceae. The record is from RefSeq and is a predicted model, not a curated record.